UCAUGAAUUCCUAACAUUGUUCCUCAAUGAGGUCAAAAGGCUCACACCUCACCUGGAGAGGAACGCAGCUCUCCUGGGCCAAAGUUAUACCUGCCCAGUAGAAGACCAUCACAUUUUUAAAAUGGAAAACACGAGGACAUGCAAGAGCUGCAGUCACCAAUCAUCACAGCAAGAGGAAUUCACCAGCUUGUCUCUUGACCUGGUUCCAGAGGGGUCUGUUAUAAACAUGUUGGAGACAUACUUAAAGGAACAAGAAAUAGAAUUUCGCUGUGAUUGUGGAGGGACGACCUCAGAACUGAAGUCGUCUUUUGAUACACUGCCAAGAGUUCUCAUCUUGCAUCUGAAGAGGUUUGGCUUUACACAAACCUACAAGAUUCAGAAGGUUGAUGACCCCGUCAGGCUGCAGAGGGACUUGGUGGUGCCAUCCAAUCAGGGUGGUGGCUGUUACAGUCUCGCCAGCAUCAUUAGCCAUUAUGGAGGCACAGAGUCAGGACACUACAUCUGUAAUUCUGUCCAUCCUGAGGUGAGUCAGCACUCUACAUCAGAUCGCUGGCUCACCUAUAAUGACGCACAGGUGCUCCACACAACUGGAUCUGCAGCUUGUGAGGAACAGCAGCACUCGGCCUACAUCCUGUUUUACAAGAGAAACUUCUGAAACAGGAAAUGGAAGGAAGGAAGUUAAGGUCACCAUCAUGCUGAGAAGGAACAACAGUUGUCCCAGCCCACCAUCGCACACUGGAGGACAAGUAUUAGUAAGUAUUGCCCUCAGGAGGAAGGGUCCUACCAGAGAGCCUGGUUCCUCCCAAGAUUUCUUCCUCCAGGAGGGAGUUUUUUCUUGCCACCGUCGCCCCACAUUCACUGGUCUCAUCAGCAGGGACAUUUUUAACCUCCUAAGACCUGAACUCUUUCAUGGCAUGCAUUUUUAAUUUCUCUGUGCCAUUUGGGUUGAUUGG
Neolamprologus brichardi is the source of this 953-nucleotide messenger RNA. NCBI's taxonomy places the organism in Eukaryota, Metazoa, Chordata, Actinopteri, Cichliformes, Cichlidae. The record is from RefSeq and is a predicted model, not a curated record.